Messenger RNA from Exophiala xenobiotica, 315 nucleotides. Its product is annotated as U6 snRNA-associated Sm-like protein LSm6. Lineage: Eukaryota; Fungi; Ascomycota; Eurotiomycetes; Chaetothyriales; Herpotrichiellaceae. Gene Ontology annotation, biological process: mRNA splicing, via spliceosome; maturation of SSU-rRNA. Bases 1 to 315 code for a protein of 104 amino acids. The record is from RefSeq and is a predicted model, not a curated record. Gene Ontology annotation, molecular function: RNA binding. Gene Ontology annotation, cellular component: nucleolus; P-body; U6 snRNP. The transcript has a single exon.
AUGGAGAACCACACCUCCUCAACCAGCGCCGACCCAAAAGACCCUGCGAGUUUUCUGUCCUCGAUCAUCGGCGUCCCCGUCACGGUCAAGCUCAAUUCGGGAAUCGUAUACAAAGGCGAACUGCAGUCUGUGGACGGAUACAUGAACAUCGCCCUGGAGAAGUGCACAGAGUAUGUCAACGGGCAGCUGAGGAGGAACUACGGCGAUGCGUUCGUGCGAGGGAAUAAUGGUAAGAAUAUACAGCGUUCCGGACUCUUACCAUGGGGCCGUAGCGUCUUGAAGUAUGCAAAGAGCGCAGGACUGACGAGAGUGUGA